GGCGGGCGGAGGCGCGCGGAGUGGGUUCCCUGCUUUUGGAGCGUGUGCCGAGCGCGCCUGCCCCGCCAGACAGCGCCCUGCCCCGGCACAGGAUGAGCAACAGCCAGUUCAACAAGGGACCCAGCUACGGCUUGUCAGCCGAAGUGAAGAACCGGCUUGCACUGAAAUACGACCCUCAGAAGGAAGCAGAAUUAAGGACAUGGAUAGAAAGCGUCACCGGAAGAGAAAUCGGCCCCGAUUUUCAGAAGGGGCUGAAAGAUGGCGUUGCACUUUGCGAGCUAAUGAACAAACUUCAGCCGGGUUCGAUAAGGAAAAUUAAUCGCUCAGGGCUCAACUGGCACCAGCUCGAGAACCUCUCCAACUUCAUCAAGGCCAUGAUGAGCUACGGCCUGAAGCCUGUCGACGUCUUCGAAGCCAACGACCUGUUUGAGAACGGGAACAUGACCCAGGUUCAGGUGUCGCUGUUGGCGCUGGCUGGCAUGGCCAAGACGAAGGGGAUUGAUAGCGGGGUCGACAUUGGCGUGAAGUAUUCCGAGAAGCAGGAGCGGUGCUUUGACGAUGCAAAGCUGAAAGCCGGACAGUGUGUCAUCGGGCUCCAGAUGGGCACCAACAAAUGUGCCAGCCAGUCGGGGAUGACGGCUUACGGCACCCGGAGACACCUCUACGACCCCAAGAACCAGAUCCUACCUCCGAUGGACCAUUCCACCAUCAGCCUCCAAAUGGGAACAAACAAAUGUGCUAGUCAGGUGGGCAUGACUGCUCCGGGCACAAGGCGGCACAUCUACGACUCCAAGCUGGGGACGGACAAAUGCGACGACAGCUCCAUGUCUCUGCAGAUGGGCUACAACCAGGGGGCCAACCAGAGUGGGCAAGUUUUCGGCUUGGGGCGGCAAAUCUACGACCCCAAGUACUGCCCCCAGGGCACCCCUGGCGAGGCGGCCAACGCGGCACAUAACGACGGGAACUCGGCUGAAUAUUACUACUAUCAGGAAGGAGAGGAGCAAUGAGCCUGGGCAAAUGGGGGGGGGUGUUUCCUUGUCCCUCUCUGGUUCCCCCCGUCUCUCCCCCCCCACCGAAAGUCACCGUUGUACAGUUCCUGCCUCUUAAUUGCCACAGAUACUGCAAUCUUAUGUAUUUGCAACUUUUUUUGGAUCUUUUCUCCACGUAGCCCCGACAUAUGCAGAGAUGAAAACAAAGGUCUUAUGUUCUUUUUUUAUUUUUAAGAAAGGGAGUCUGAGAUCUAAGGCUGUGUUCACACCACCAUAUUUCAGGGGGUUGGACUAGAUGAAUCAUGGGCUCCCCUUCCAACUCCACGAUUCCACGAGAGCCAAAAAUGAAUUGGGCUGGGCAGACAAAAUAAGUCUGAUGUCGUGCAAUCGCUUUCCUGAACUGGGGAGGAAUCCUGCAUUGCCCACAGACCCUAAUUCUUCGCAACCAUCUGGUCUAGAAAACUCUCCAAAUCCUGGUGUUGUUGCUUUUUUCCGUAGCAAUAAAACACCCAAGCCUUCUGUGCUCACAUUGAAUGGUGGUAUACACAUAGCCUAAGAUAACCAGACUUUCCCGGGGACAGUCCCCGGAUUUAGAAAUCGGUCCCCAUACAAAAUCCAUUGAAGUUGAAAACUGUCCCCAGAUUCAUUGGGAAAACCCCGGUAACGUUAGCCUUUAGAAAUGCCCCCGCUUAAAAUAAUAAUAAUAAUAAUAAUUCUGCAAGGUCUAUUUGAUUUUGUUUCUUUGCUGGAACCUGAAUUAUGCAAAAUUGUUGACCAUUUGCAUGCAUUUUGGUGUCUUUUCAGAAGGUUCUUUGUUUUAUUUUUUGUGAAAGGGAUAUCAGUGUUGGUGCAGCCAUGUGUAUUAGCGAGGGGCGAAGCGGGAAAAGGAAUAUUAACUGGAGGGAAGGGGUCAGCCAGCAGAGCCCAGAAACUCUACUGGCUUCAAGGACAAUAACCUAUUAUCUAAAUAUGUCCAUCACGGGGACUAGAAACUUAGAUUUUUUUUAAAAAAAAUGAAGCAGAGUUCUCUGGAAUCUGUAGCAGAUUUCACACCAAAGCUUGCCUUGUAGAAGGUAAAAUUUUUUUUAUCUACAGCACUUAACACAGUUCAGUUCACCUUUGUGCCUUCAUUUUGGAGCCAGGUUGAAAACUUUUUGCCUGCCGUUGAUGUUCAGUCGAAACAGCAGCCCUGCACACUUCUCAAUUCACACGCCGACAGUGAUAUUUAUUGGAAGCUAGUUUGCAAGCUCAGAUUGUCGCAUGAUCCGGUUUUAAUAUUUUUAGGAAGGCUAGCUGCCGUCCCUGUCUUUGGGGAUUUUUGAUUCCGCCUGGAUCGCUAUUGCUGUAGCCUUUUUGCAUAGUGCUUGGGAUGGCAGAGGUGUUAUAUUUUGGGGUGACAGUUUCCUAAUCCGAUGAGGUCUAGCAGCUUGAAAAGGCUUUCAAGAUUGCAAUUUACCCCCCCCUUCUCCUCAGAGGCCUUAGGUGCCCAUUUCUUGCUGCUACAUACCGUAACUUUUUUUAAGGGACCAAGAAUUCUGUCUUUCAUAAGUAAAACAAAAACUCUUUAAAAAAAAGAAAUCGAAAAGAAGUUUGUAAGCCUUUAUAUAAUGCUUAAAGGAUCUAUUUUUGUUGUUGUGAUGCUGAGGGACCAGCAUGUUGGUUUUUUAAAAAAAUAUGUCCGCACAUCUUAAAUCUUUUAUAAGCAUUCCAUCAGUAGCCUUAAUUUCUCUGUAGGGAAAUAUCUCAUGAUGAUACGAGUCACUAAACCGUCUGUCUUGCUUUGCUAAUGGACGUGAAAAAGGUCGGAAACACUGCAGGCCAACAUCUGAGGAACUCUUGACCAUCUAGAUUUCCAAAACUUUCCCAAACUUGGGUCUCCAACUCUCGUUGGACUACAAUUCCCAUCAUCCCAAGCUUAAGCCAGACCUGUGGUCAUGGAUGAUGGGAAUUGUAGUCUUUUAAAAAAUGAACCGGUGACCCAAGUUUGGGGAACACUGCUAUAGAAAGCUAUAAUCCGCUAAGUUGUUUCCUACUAACUCAAUACUCUUGACUAGACCUAUAUGUGAACGUCUCGUCGAUUUCUGUGGGUCUGCUCUCAGUAGGAGUCUGGGGGGAUAUUUGCAGACUUCGGAACUGCACAUAUUUCUAGUGGGAUGACUCCAAAGAUCUACAGAAACCGACCUGUGUCUCUUCAGAGUUUCUGAUUCCAGAAGUGAGGGAGGGACACAUCGCCCGUCCACGAUCUCCUGCAAUCAGUGCUUUUUUUCCCUUUAAAGAAUGCUUACUCGAGAAAACCACCAUUUUAUAGUUCAAAUUGGGGGGGUGAAAUAUGGGAAAUGGGCAAAAGGACAAAGAUUCACAAAAUGUAUAAGAGGAUAUGCAUACUCCUGCGUACACCCCC
Messenger RNA from Zootoca vivipara (common lizard), 3390 nucleotides. RefSeq names its product calponin 2 (gene CNN2). Gene Ontology annotation, biological process: actomyosin structure organization; actin filament organization. The record is from RefSeq and is a predicted model, not a curated record. Gene Ontology annotation, molecular function: actin filament binding. Lineage: Eukaryota; Metazoa; Chordata; Lepidosauria; Squamata; Lacertidae. Gene Ontology annotation, cellular component: focal adhesion; actin cytoskeleton.